GACAACAAAGAAAAUGGCCAGCCUGUCGAGGAGGUGGGUGUUGUUUGCAGCCCUCGUGGUUGUGUUACUGCUCUGUCUGGCCGACGCCUAUCCACCCAAACCGGAGAGUCCAGGCAGUGACGCCCCGCCGGAGGAGUGGGCCAAGUACCACACGGCCCUGCGGCACUACGUCAACCUGAUCACCAGGCAGAGGUAUGGGAAGAGGUCCACUCCGGAAGAGGCUCUGGCCUGGCUGCUCUUCCGAGCUGAGCCGGAUCAAGACCGCGGACCUCGGGUGGAGUUCAGCGAUCAGUGGUAACGAACCAUGACCACGACCAGACACGAGGAGAUGCUGCAGCCUCCAUGUAUGAUGAUCUGAUGUGCAUGCAAAUCACUCUCUCUCUCUCUCUCUCUCUCUCUCUCUCUCUCUCUCUCUCUCUCUCUCUCUCUCUCUCUCUCUCUCUCUCUCUCCCCCCCCUCUCUCUCCCCUCUCUCUCUCUCCCCUCUCUCCCUCUCUCUCUCCCCUCUCUCCCUCUCUCUCGCCCCUCUCUCCCUCUCUCUCGCCCCUCUCUCCCUGUCUCUCUCCCCUCUCUCUCUCUCUCUCUCCCCCUCUCCCCUCUCUCCCUGUCUCUCUCUCUCUCUCUCUCUCUCUCUCUCCCCCCUCUCUCUCUCCCCCCCCUCUCUCUCUCUCCCCUCUCUCUCUCCUCUCUCCCUGUCUCUCUCCCCUCUCUCUCUCUCCCCCUCUCCCCCCCUCUCUCUGUUCAUCUAUCUGACUGUCAUUUUUGCUCACUGUAUUUUUCUUUGUUCUUGGCUAAAAAGUGUAAAUAAUUUUUAACAAAAUCACUUCAAAAUAAAGGUUUUAAUAC
Molecule: messenger RNA, 845 nt
Organism: Lampris incognitus (smalleye Pacific opah)
Lineage: Eukaryota; Metazoa; Chordata; Actinopteri; Lampriformes; Lampridae
Product: peptide Y-like
Exons: 4
Coding region: 14-298 (94 amino acids)
Biological process (GO): neuropeptide signaling pathway; feeding behavior
Cellular component (GO): extracellular region
Molecular function (GO): neuropeptide Y receptor binding; neuropeptide hormone activity
Source: RefSeq, a predicted model, not a curated record